UAUUAGCUUUCUUACGUGAGAUGAUAAUGUGUAAACUUUGAAUUCUACUAACCACACAAAUGUCUAUAGGCUUGAGUAGCCUACAGUGGCAAGUGGGAGAACAGGGGAAAGUUAACGACUGGAGUCCCUGGGGGAUCGUUUUUACUGUUGCAACUACAAUACAUCGCCGGUUAGUAAAUUGUUGCAGUGUGUGCAUGUGAGCGGCAACUGAAGGAGAGAAGUGUAUCUUCUCCUUUAGAUGGGGUUCCGGGCGGAUAGUCUGAUCUGACAUCCGUGCAACGAGUUACUUGAGAACAAAGGUAUGCAACAGAAAAACGUCGCUGUCACGACCAAAUUUGAGGGCUCGGCACUGAUAACUCUCAUCGCCAAAAGGCGCGGAGAAGGUGGCUGGGCUAGACACAAGCGUCGUUUUGAUGAGUGGGAAGUCGGUCAGGCAAACCCGGACAGGACAAUACACGGCCGGGAUUGCCCGCGGGGGUAAAUCAGAACGGAGUAGCGUAUAAUCUAUGUGCAUCUAGGUGCAGCACCGGCUUUCAUUACUUCGGGUUUAGAACCUCUCUACUAACCUGGAUUGAAAUCGAGAUGAUGGCUCUCCAUACAGGCACAGUGGACAGAAUGCACAGCGGUUUUGCACCGAGACACGUGUUGAUUUCUCUCCUGCUGGUGUACAUAACAUGUGAAGUGGGCCUCGGCCAGACCACAGCGGAGGCACUGCAAGAGGCGGAGGCUAAUGACAACAUCACAGUCUUCACGCGGAUACUGGAUGGACUUUUAGACGGCUAUGACAACAGACUCAGACCAGGACUAGGAGAAAAGGUCACAGAGAUCAAAACCAAUAUAUUUGUCACAAGCUUUGGCCCAGUUUCAGAUACUGAAAUGGAGUACACCAUCGACGUGUUCUUCAGACAGAGCUGGAAAGACGAGCGUCUCCGUUUCCAGGGUCCCAUGGAAAAGCUGGCCCUGAACAACCUGCUGGCCUCAAACAUCUGGACCCCGGACACCUUCUUCCUGAACGGGAAGAAGUCCAUCGCCCACAACAUGACCACGCCCAACAAACUGCUGAGGCUACAGGACGACGGGACCCUGCUCUACACCAUGAGGUUGACCAUAUCAGCGGAGUGUCCGAUGCAACUGGAGGACUUCCCUAUGGAUGCUCACGCUUGCCCUUUGAAGUUCGGAAGCUAUGCCUAUCCGGUCUCUGAGGUGGUCUACCUGUGGCAGACCGGUGCCGCCACGUCCGUGGUGGUGGCAGAGGAGGGCUCCCGUCUCAACCAGUACCACCUGGUCGGCCAGACAGCAGACUCUGAGGACGUCCACACCAGUCGCGGUCAGUACACCGUCAUGAUGGCCCACUUCUACCUGAAGCGGAAUAUUGGUUACUUUGUCAUCCAGACCUACAUGCCCUGCUUCAUGACUGUGAUCCUGUCUCAAGUCUCCUUCUGGCUCAACCGUGAAUCUGUACCUGCCAGGACAGUGUUUGGUGUCACUACGGUGUUGACCAUGACCACUCUCAGUAUCAGCGCCCGCAGCUCGUUGCCCAAGGUGGCCUACGCCACGGCCAUGGACUGGUUUAUCGCCGUGUGCUACGCAUUUGUCUUCUCCGCGCUCAUCGAGUUCGCCACCGUCAACUACUUCACCAAAAGGAGCUGGGCGUGGGACGGCAAGAAAGCGAUGGAAGCCCAGCAUCCCAAGCAGAAAAGGGACCCAAUGGUGCUGUCUAAGAAGCCCAACAAUGCCUGUUCAGGGGUGAACUUCACCCCCAACAUCACCAAGGACAUCGCUAUCUCCACCAUUUCCAACAGCACCUCCAUUCAACUGAGGCCAUCCGAAUCUAAAGUUCCGGACCCCAAGAAAACCUAUAACAGUGUGAGCAAAAUCGACAAAAUGUCCCGGAUAGUUUUCCCUGUUCUCUUCGGAACCUUUAAUCUGGUGUACUGGGCUACGUACCUCAACCGAGAACCUGUCAUCCAAGGAGUGAACAUACUGGUUCCAACAUAGUUUUCGUUGUAAUCACAUGACCGUACCUUCAACCAUCUUGGCCUACAAACUGCUAGAGAAAAUGCUAUCACAGGAGGGGAGAUGCUAUCGGUUCUGUCUUUCUCAUACUGUAAUUUGCAUGAAGCUUUUAGAGAGAUACUCUUACCAUCGUUGCCUUGGUAUUCCCUCUCUAUACCUACUGUACAUAGCUUUAAUUCAAAUAUAGCAUUUUGAAAGUGAAAAUCUAUGACAUUUUGAAAGUUAAUAUAUCGACAGGAACCUUUUUUGAAAUGCUGCAGAGUGGACGUUGGUCCACCUCAAAUGAGUUGAAAACUGUCAUGGCAUUUAUGUUGCUGUGGUUACAGAAGUACUGUAAAUGAUACCCUAGUAACAUGGUAUGAUACCCUAGUAACAUGGUAUGAUGCCCUAGUAACAUGGUAUGAUGCCCUAGUAACAUGGUAUGAUGCCCUAGUAACAUGGUAUGAUACCCUAGUAACAUGGUAUGAUGCCCUAGUAACAUGGUAUGAUGCCCUAGUAACAUGGUAUGGAAAAAGGGACCUGGAGGGGACAAUGUUUAGGAAUGUGGAGAAUAAAUGUAAAGUUUGUUACAUACUGCUGCCAACUCUAUCUCUAUGUUGUUCUAAAUGUGUCCUUUUUGCUUAUCUCACACGUACUGUAUGUAAAAUGGAAAACUGAACUCUUUAAUACCUCUAUAUGUAUAAUGUACAGAAUAAUCCGUUGACAAAUGUCUAACUGUGGAGACAGAUGCAAAAUAGGUCAGCAACUUUAACGGCCCUGUAGAGUCUAAACAUUGUAGUGAUACAGUUGUGGAUUUAAAUUACUUUCUCAAUUUGCAAUGUGAAUGUUGACCCUAACCUAGAAGAAUCAGAUGCCUUCUUUGAAGCAUUGAGCUCUCAUUUGGGGUAAGAGGCUGGACUGAUACUGUAACAGCUGUUUAGGGUUUCAGUUCAUAUAUCAUCAAACACAGAGAAAUCAGUGUGACACAGGAAGGCAUCUGCCCAGUAAGAGUUUCUAUUUUAUUCUGCUUCAAAACAUUUUGCCACAGUGGACCUUAGUAAACACAACCCAACCCUCCUAUGUAUCAUCGUCCUACUGUCACUUUGCCCUGACUGAAUUGGCCCCAGUCCACUGAGUUGUGUUAGGACAUACUUAUCCUGGGUUAAUGUGCCUGUACCUGUUCAACACUGGCCCCUGGAGAGAGAACCAAGCAUCUGAGACAUGCCGCCCACUAGCCUUCCCGGCCAUCAGCGCUUUGUUCAGGCUAUGGGAACUAAUGUGAGGAGGGCUCUGGGACAUGGUGGCACCGCCCCUUUUUUGUAACCGUUUUUUAAAGAAAGAAAGAGGAAAUAUUAAAUUCCAGCGAAAACUGGGGUAGAGGAACAUUUUCUAGUGAAGAUGGAUAUACAGUUACAAAACCUGCUGAUCCUGAGAAUCAUAUGAACUUAGUAACACGGAGCAGCCACUGACAGACGGAGUGGAUGGAUAAAUAUGGAUCUUAUGAUUGUUUAAUAAUUGUGACAGUUGGAUACUUUGAAUGUAACCGACUGCAGUUGUUGAAGUGCCAUGUUGUAGGUAACACAUUAAAUACCUUACAUGC
This is a messenger RNA of Esox lucius (northern pike), 3595 nucleotides long. RefSeq names its product gamma-aminobutyric acid receptor subunit alpha-5. Gene Ontology annotation, biological process: regulation of postsynaptic membrane potential; synaptic transmission, GABAergic; gamma-aminobutyric acid signaling pathway. The coding region runs from base 583 to 1998 and encodes 471 amino acids. Gene Ontology annotation, molecular function: benzodiazepine receptor activity; inhibitory extracellular ligand-gated monoatomic ion channel activity; GABA-A receptor activity. Gene Ontology annotation, cellular component: postsynapse; dendrite membrane; GABA-A receptor complex. The record is from RefSeq and is a predicted model, not a curated record. The transcript is spliced from 10 exons. Lineage: Eukaryota; Metazoa; Chordata; Actinopteri; Esociformes; Esocidae.